ACAGGCCCAUUAGAUAAAACUUUUGGUGCCAGCAGAAUCAAGGGGUAUGGGGAGAAAGCAGGCAGUGUUACUGAUUGUGGAUGAUCAGCCAUGAUCACAAUGAAUGGUGGUGCUGGCUCAAAGGGCCGAAUGGCCUCCUCCUGCACCUAUUUUCUAUGUUGCUAUGCAAGCAAUGUGCAGUGGUCAACCAGCUCAUUGAUCGCGUUUGUUUGGUAUACGGAAGGAAACUGGUGCUCCCAGAAGCAAACCUCAUGGUCUUAAUGUGUAAGCUCCGUAAGACAGCAAUUGAGGUCGGGAUUGAAGCCGGCUCUGCCAGCUUUACCAUUGUGCUGCCAAUCUCAAUCAACAUUUAGUUUUGUUUAGUUUACAGAUACAGCACGGAAACAGGCCCUUUGGGGUACCAUAUCCGCACUGACCAAUGGUCCCCACACUAUCCACCACACUAAUAACACUAUCCUAUGCCAGGGACAAUUUAUACAAGCCAAUUAACCUACACCUGUAGGUCUUUGGAGUGUGGGAGGAGACCAAAGAUCUCGGAUAAAAAAAAAACGCGGUCAUGGGGAGAAUGUACAAACUCCAUACAGACAGCACCCAUUGUCGGGAUCAAACCCGGGUCUCCAGUGCUGCAAACACUGUAAGGCCACAACUCUACUGCUGCCCCAUCAUGGUCGCCCUGUAAAUAUUCUUAUCAGUGGAAAAAUAAGGCUAAUAAAUAUGCUUUAGACUAUCCAGAGAAGAUGCAAGAAAAGUCCAUAUAACUUUGUAAACUAAAAAUGUGGUCAGAUUGUGCAAGCUGCCUUAAAAUAUUGUUAGUUUUCAAUUUUCAUGCUUAUAAAGCUUGCAAUUGCCAUUUUUUCUCUUGCUAUAAAUAAUAUACCUACUGAUAACCACCUCAAAUACAUGAAGAUAAGAGGACCUUUAUUGGCUCAUGGACAUCAAAUAAAGGAUCUGAUUAAUAUAGAGAGCUCAAUGUUGAUUAACCUGCAAAAGGCCAUUCCAUUGUUUUUUACAAAUGUUUUCAUGAUAUCUAUAUUUCUAUGAACUUUUCGAAUGUAGUUCAUUACUAUGUUUGAGAUGAACGCAUACAAGCAUUUAUUAUAAAUCUCAUAGAAUCAAGUUGUACAGCAUGGAAAUUGACCCAUCACCCACACCAGUGCCUCUACCCAUCUAUGAUAAUAUCAUAGUAACAGUACCCAUCUAUGGCUUGCCUAUUAAACUCACUGUCUAAAUGCCUCUAAAAUGUACCAAUUGCAUAUGAUUCCACUGCUCCGUGCAAAAAUAAAUACCCCUAAGAUCCCUUUUUAAAUCUCUUAACUUUCAUGCCCUCUUGUUUUUGAUACCCCUGACACAUUUCUACAUGUUUGCUGGAGGAGUAGAGGUCUUAGCAGUGAUGGGACUGCAGACCACAUUCACCUACUCGCAAACAAUCUGGACUAAAUGUUCUCCCCCAUCUCUGCAUCCCUCCUGUGCUGUCGCCUCUUUCAUUAUAUAUAGCCACCUAUAAUUCAUUAUUUGUCAUAGAGUCAUUCAGUGUGGAAACCGGCUCCUCGCCUCAACUUGCCCACACCGGCCAACAUGUCCCACAGCUACACUGGUCCCACCUGCCCACAUUUGGCCCAAAUCCAUCCAAACCUGUACUAUCCAUGUACCCAUCUGUUUUUUACACAAAGGUAUAGUUCCUGCCUCAACUAUCUCAUCUGGCAGCUGUUCCAUACAUUUCAUUUGCGUAGUAGAAGCAUACUGGAACUCCUUACCUAUCUCUUCCUAUCAACCUCCACCCUCCCUGUAUCCACCUAUCACUCGCCAGGCUUUGCCCUGCCCCUUCUCUCUUCAAACGUUCACCCUUCCCUUUCCCAAUCGAUCUGAGGAAGGGUCUAUCCACAUUAUCCAGGGAUACUGCUUGACUCUCCGAGUUACUCCAGUGCUUUGUAUCUUUUUUCUAUAACAUUAACCUCACUGCCAUAUUUAGAUUAUUAAUAGACGUCGGGUUCUUGUGACCAAGACCUGAAGCUUUAUGACGAUGCCUCAAUAAUACUUAAGGAAUUCGCGAGCCAUAAUUCUACAAGACACGAACUCUAUUUAUCUCAACUUUCUUACAAUUCAUAAGAUAUCAUGUGAUAGGAGCAGAAUUCAUAUGUAAAGCAAAUGUGGGUAGAUUCAGAUCAGUCCCUUGAAUGUGCAAAUGGGCACGGACAUCUGCUGAUUAUUAUGCACUGCAGAAAUGGAAUCAAAGGUUAGUGUUAUUCGUUCUUCAUUGCUGCCUUAAUGGAAGUUUUAGAGGCAGUAUUGCUAACAAGUUAUUAAUAGAAGAUCGUAUUUACCUCUCAGCUUGGAUAUCUCCCUCUAUCUUGUGAGUUGUCACACCGAAUUACUUUGGGGGAAUGGUUUCUUGCCUGCCAACUCCAUGCAAAAGACUAAUAGUGAAUUAAUUAUCUUUCAUUUAGUUGAACAGUGUGUUCAGGUGACGUCAUGGGAGGGAAGAUCAAAAGAGCAGCCUCGGCUAUUGAUCCGACCCCAUUAGUGCGGGAGAAGAUAACCCUCAGUUGCUAAGUUUGUUGCUGCCUAUUUUAAUUAGCGUGCCUGCGUCCCCAGAAACCGAGUUGCGAUCGCGAACUUACACCAGACCUCUCUCGUUGUUUCUGAUCGCUUUGGUCUGUUUUCAAUUUGAGCUGUAACUCACCCAAGUGGGAGGAUACACCAAACGCACGAAUACCGGCGUCUUUUGGGGAUUAAGCGGCCACCAAAGCAUAGCAGGCUCUCGCUGUUCGCUUUGACUGCUGUUAACAACCCAUGACGAGUUAGAUGAACCCGGCAUUUUUCAGCGUGUCCCUAUUCCGGAGAAUGCUGCAGAACGUCGAUUUCCCUAACGCAAAUUGAAGACAUUACCAGCCAGUGCCUCCCAUGGCUGUGCGUGUGUAUACGCGAGCGGUCUGCCUCCCCGUGUUUUUUUGACCGCUUUUAAAGCCGUGUUGCGAUACAAUUACUGGAGGAGAUAGAAGUGAGCUCGCACCUCCGUUGCCUUGUCAAUACCAAGCUCCUUUGGAACUGCUGGCACCGACGCCCAGCGCAAGAGAGGCGAAUGACUCCCGCAGACGGUCUACAACAACUGGAGAUUGUACAGUUUCACCGCUCUCUGCCUUCUUGGGUGUCAUGGAUGUUUCGCCGCUGACUGUGACAUUGAGUCGCUGGCGGGCACUUUUACGGCAAAAUAGAUUUUAAUUGCAGCACCAAGAGCAGCGAGCGGGGAAGUAGCUCGUUGAAUUCUCGUUGAACCGCGCAGGUUUCAGCUGUAGUUUGGGUUUAUCUGGUCGUUCACUUGGCGUUUGGAAGAGUGGAACCGAGGGACACGUUGAUGUGCAUGUUAGUGAACGCAAAUGCAAGCAAAGUUGGCGAAGUGGCUUGCCAAGUGGGAAGCGGUCAGUUUCAAUAGAGACGCUUUAAUCUGACGGUAAAUUUGGAUCGCCAGACUCCGCUUUCGCGUAAUGUGCUUCAUGCAGUGGAUAUCGGCUGUCUUCAGCUGACAGUGUGUAGGAGAUGGAAGUUUUCGCCGCUCUGUUUGUGUCCAUCGCCUGGAUCUUAUGUGCCGACACCGUAGCGAGCGAUUCUAUAAUUCAUAUAGGUGCAAUUUUUGAGGAGACUGCCAGAAAGGAUGACAAAAUGUUUCGAUUAGCCGUGGCCGAAAUGAACACGAAUGAAGAAAUAUUACAAAAUGAAAAGAUAACAUUCUCGGUCAGAUUUAUUGAUUCCAACAAUCCAUUCCAGGCUGUUCAAGAAGCCUGUGACCUUGUGUCGCAAGGAAUCUUGGCACUCGUCAGUUCCACUGGAUGCGCGCCUUCUGCCUCACUUCAGUCGUUUGCAGAUGGAAUGCAUAUCCCUCACCUCUACAUCCAACGCACACCAGCCGGAACUCCCCGCUCACAAUGUUCUAUCGCAAGGAAUAUUAGAAAAAACGAUUACACCCUUUCUCUACGCCCUCCUGAUUAUUUCAACGAAGUCAUCCUUAAAGUCAUUACUGAAUUUUCGUGGCAGAAGUUCAUGAUCUUCUAUGAUGAUGCAUAUGACAUUCGUGGGAUUCAAGAGUUUUUGGGUCAAGCAGGUCAGCAAGGAAUAGAGGUUUCCCUUCAAAAGGUAGAGACCAGCAUAAGUAAUAUGUUCACUGGUCUUUUCUCUACACUUGGAUUCGAUGAGCUCAGCCGUUUUCGGGACAUGCUUCGAAGAGCCCUUCUUUUUCUCAACCCACGUACUGCAAAGACCUUCAUUAGUGAGGCUGUUGAUACCAAUUUGGCUGCUGUUGAUAGUCACUGGAUCUUCAUAAAUGAGGAAAUAAACGAUGCAGAUAUUCGAGAGCUGGCAAGAAGAUUGACUGGAAGACUGACUGUCAUUCGCCAAACCUUCCCCAUGUCAGAAAGCAAGAGCCAGUACUGUUUAAGAAGCAAUCAUAGAUUUUCUUCAGUUAUGUGUAAUCCUAAAGACCCCUUCACACAGCACAUGGAGAUUUCCAAUCUCUACGUAUAUGACAGUGUUUUGCUGCUGGCUGAUGCCUUCCAUAAGAAGCUAGAAGAUCGAAAGUGGCAUAGCAUGGCUAGUUUGACAUGCAUAAGAAAAAAUUCUAAGCCAUGGCAAGGUGGAAUAUCUACAUUUGAUGCAAUUAAAAAGGGAAAAGUGAAUGGAUUAACUGGAAUGCUCAGUUUUAGAGAUGAUGGCACAAAUGAGAAUGUCCUAUUUGAAAUUCUCGGUACCAGCUACAGUGAGGAGAAGGAUAGAGGGAUUCAACGACUUGGUCUUUGGAGUCCGACUGCUGGAUUGAAUGGUUCUCUAGUUGAUCAAAAAUUGGAAAACAGCAUGGAAGGAGUGACACUGCGGGUUGUAACAGUGCUGGUGACUCCAUUUGUUAUGAUAUCAGAGAAUAUAUUUGGUCAACCUAAAGAAUUUUGUGGCUUUUCUAUUGAUGUUCUGAAUGCACUUUCAGAGCAUCUUGGGUUUAAAUAUCAAAUCUAUCAAUCUCCUGAUAAUCAGUAUGGAAAAUUACACAAUAAUGGAAAAUGGGAUGGCAUGAUAGGAGAACUUGUUAACAAGCGAGCUGAUAUAGCAGUUUCAGCCUUGACAAUUACCCCCGAAAGAGAGAAUAUUGUGGACUUCACUGGUCGAUUUAUGGAUUAUACAUUAGGAUUUCUACUUAAGAAGCCAGAACACAAAGUUGACAUGUUUACCUGCCUUGAACCAUUUGAUCUCACUGUGUGGGCAUGUAUUAUUGGCACGCUGUUUAUAAUCGGCCUGCUUGUUUGCAUGUUCAGCUGGGUAAAGCCAUCUCCACUUCAAAUAGGAUCUGUGACAUCCACAACUUUGUACAAUGCUGCUUGGCUUGUUUAUGGAUCAUUUGUACAACAAGGAACAGGAGGUGAAAUUCCUCUGAACACUUUGGCAGUUCGCUUGUUGAUGGGUUUUUGGUGGCUCUUUGUGUUUAUAAUUAUCUCUACGUACACUGCAAAUCUAACUGCCAUCCUGACCACCAAUCGAAUUGAAAACCCUGUUCGAUCUUUUCAGGAUCUUGCCAAACAAACAGAUGUUCCAUAUGGCACUGUCCUCGAUUCAGAAGUUUUGCAAAUAAUCAAAACCAAGGGUCAAAAUCCAUUUGAACUUGAACAAACAUAUGCUAAUUUGUGGAACAUGAUGAACAAAACAAAUGGUUUGGAGAAUUGCGUGAAGAAAAUUCAGGAUGGGAUUCAAAGGGUAAAGUCUGGAAAUUAUGCCUUCAUCUGGGAUGUUGCGGCUCUAGAAUAUGUGGCAGAAAAUGAACCGGACUGUGCCUUUGUCACAACUAAGAAUUCGAAAGUCGAUCGAGGUUAUGGCAUUGCUCUUCAGGAUGGCAGCCCGUACAGGGACAUGUUUUCACAAAGCCUUCUAGAACUUGAGCAAAAUGGUGAACUGGACGGACUGAAGCAGAAGUGGUGGCCCAAAGCUGGGAAAUGCGAUUUGCAAAGCCAUGUUAAAACACAUGGAAAGGGAGGCCCUAUGGACCUACAAAAUUUUGCCGGAGCUUUUGUUUUUCUUGCUCUGGGUGUUAUUUUGGCUUUCGUUGCUGCCAUGGUAGAGACUUGGUGGAAAGGCAAAAAGAAAGGAGAUGCUGUUGGAGAGGAGGACAAUGAAAUUGAAAUUGAUCAGUUUCAGAAAAAGACAGACAGCAUCUCUAAAAUAGAUGAGAAUUCUCUUAAAUUUUCACCAUCCUUUGUAGACUUAAAUUCGUUUGAACUUUCUAUGAUACCAACUGGUGAAAAUCAGGAAGAAUUUAAUGACUUCAGGAACACUAAUUUGACCAUGUCAACUUUCAUACCUGAGCAGAUGCGGAGGACAAGCACAUGUAGUUUAUCAGCUAAGACUUUAUCUGGAAUGCCAUUGAGUGGCACAUCUUCUCAACAAACUGCACAAUACGUAUGCACGCCACAAAAUGAGAGGGAUUGUAGCAGUCCUUCAUCUUUUCUUUGAACUAAUUAAACUACAGCUCCAUGACAUGUGAGUUUUUGAGCAUUGUAAGGUAACUUUCUUUCCGAAUGAUUGAUCACACGAUGUUAUGUUUUGUUGGAUUAAACUGAUCACAUUGUCAAUAUAAUAUCUGGAAAGUUAACAAUCACUUACAUAUUCUGAUCACUGGAUCCAGCAUAAUCCUCAUUUCUGUUUUGCCGUGACCGUGUACAUUGUUUGAUGUAACAAUCUUUUAUUCUUUAUUUUCUAGUUUAAACAUUUCUCCUACCUAUUGUCCAAUAUCUUGUCCCCUAUCCUACGAACCAUUCACAGCCUAAGAAAGUGGAAGGUGACCCUCCUUAGUCUCCAUCGGGAUCUGUGCAAAGGCAAGGGGAAGAGAUGCCUGCAGAGAAAGUGCCUGGUCUUAGAUAUUCAGUAGACAAUGAAAGUAAGCUACGUUCACAAUUAAAUGUAAAGUCAAACUUGAAUUAUUAAAAAUGAAAGAAACAGGAAGAAAAUAAAUGAAUACAUACUUAAAACCAAUAAAUCAUACAAAGAUCAGAUGAAAGUAGAAAGAUGACUGACUUAAUCCCACAACUAAUUAUCUCUUAAUCAGUUUGGUUAUUAAGUUAGUUGAAGGAUAUUGUGCAUUGGCCUGGUUUGAAAAGUUUUGUGUGGAUUUACAUGUGCUGCUUAGUCUAACUGAAAUGCUUCAAACUAAAAAAAAUGUCUAUUACGUGAGUUCGAUAAAGGUACAAACUGAUGCACUUUAAAGAAGGUAAUAGACAUAGUGUUAGAUUUAACAAUUUUAUUACAAGUGAGAUAUAAAUGGUGUAGCAAUGAAUUUGCUUCACUGUAAUGUACAUAAAAUAAAAUUGCAAACUCUAUUGUUCAUAAUCAAUUGGCAGUAUGUGAUAUGGUCAUUUUUUAGUGAAGUAGCUUUAUGAGAAUUUUUGAAAUAUUUUCUAUGAAGCACAACUUAAAAUAAUUGAUUUAUCUGGGUAAAUUAAUUAGUAAACGUCUGUUCCUGUAUCAAAAGUUUCAAAUGCAAGUACUCAAGUUUUCAAAAAAAAAUCCAUAUAGUCCCAUCAACGGAACAAUAGACAAUAAGUGCAGGAGUAGGCCAAUUCAGCCCUUCGAGCCAGCACUGCCAUUCACAGUGAUCAUGGCUGAUUAUCCACAAUCAGUACCCUGUUCCUGCCUUCUCCCCAUAUCCCCUGACUCUGCUAUCUUUAAGAGCUCUAUCUAACACUCUCUUGAAAGCAUCCAGAGAAUUGGCUCAGAUUCCAAGAAUUCCACAGAUUCACUACCCUCUGUGUGAAAAAGGUUUUACUCACCUCCGUUCUAAAUGGCUUACCCCUUAUUCUUAAACUGUGGCCCCUGGUUAAUGAUCUGUUUCUCUUGGGGCUAGUGGAGUCAAGGGAUAUGGGUAGAAGGCAGGCGCGGGUUAUAGAUAGGGGACGAUCAGCCAUGAUCACAAUGAAUGGUGGUGCUGGCUCGAAGGGCCAAAUGGCCUCCUCCUGCACCUAUUUUCUAUGUUUCUAUGUUUCUAUGAUGAUGACAUUGAAAGGGUGAGCUAGGUGGCAGCAUGUUGCUAUAUCAGAUACAGAGCAAAUCUUGUUUAAAUUUUUCUCCUAUUGUCCAAUCACUUGUCCCCUAUCCUAUGAAUCAUUCACAGCCUGUCUGUAAAAUCUGUCAAGUUAUUCACAAAAUCUAGCCAUAAUAGUUAUUUAAAACAUGCAGUGAUAAUCUUAUUGUAACUACCAAGUCACUUCUACAUAGUACUGAUUUAUUUCUAAUAAACAAACUUUAAAGAGAAUGUAGGCAAGAUGAUCACAACCAUUGAACAAUUAUAGACACAAAGUGCUGGAGUAACUCAAAGGGUCAGGCAGCAGUUCUGGAGAAAAAGGAUGGGCCAUUUUUUGGGUUGGGACUCUUCUCCAGA
Molecule: messenger RNA, 8404 nt
Organism: Leucoraja erinaceus (little skate)
Lineage: Eukaryota; Metazoa; Chordata; Chondrichthyes; Rajiformes; Rajidae
Product: glutamate receptor ionotropic, delta-2-like
Exons: 16
Coding region: 3535-6483 (982 amino acids)
Biological process (GO): synaptic transmission, glutamatergic; modulation of chemical synaptic transmission
Cellular component (GO): postsynaptic membrane; plasma membrane
Molecular function (GO): glutamate-gated receptor activity; transmitter-gated monoatomic ion channel activity involved in regulation of postsynaptic membrane potential
Source: RefSeq, a predicted model, not a curated record